CACGCUAACCCCGCCCCUCUGCAGAGAGAGAACGGGAGCCCCAUUCAAACAAACCAAACUCCGCGACAGUCUCUGGAGAAAGAGAAAAAGAAGAAGAAGAAGAAGAAGAAGAAGAACCCACCGACACGCGCUUGACCCGAGGAAUCGGACCACCGGGACCCGUCAGACAGACAGACAGACAGAAGACAGGCAGACAGACAGGCACGCAGACAGGCUAGCAGGAGGCUAACAGCGAACAGGAACCGACAUGGCGAGCGCCUCGUACCACAUCUCCAACCUGCUGGAGAAGAUGACCUCCAGCGACAAGGACUUCAGGUUUAUGGCCACUAACGACCUGAUGACGGAGCUGCAAAAAGAUUCAAUCAAACUGGAUGACGACAGCGAGAGGAAGGUGGUGAGGAUGAUUCUCAAACUGUUGGAAGACAAGAAUGGAGAAGUUCAGAAUCUGGCUGUCAAAUGCUUGGGGCCCCUGGUCAGUAAAGUGAAGGAGUACCAGGUGGAGACGAUCGUGGACACUUUGUGCACCAACAUGCUGUCGGACAAAGAGCAGCUCCGAGACAUCUCCUCCAUCGGACUGAAGACCGUGAUCGGAGAGUUACCGCCCGCCUCCAGUGGCUCGGCUCUCGCCGCCAGUGUUUGUAAGAAGAUAACGGGUCGUCUGACGAGCGCCAUCGCCAAGCAGGAAGACGUGUCCGUCCAGCUGGAGGCGCUCGACAUCAUGGCGGACAUGCUCUGCAGACAGGGAGGUCUGCUGGUGAAUUUCCACCCCUCCAUCCUCAGCUGUCUGCUCCCACAGCUCACCUCCCCCAGACUGGCCGUCAGAAAGAGGACCAUCAUGGCUCUGGGACACCUGGUUAUGUCCUGUGGGAAUCUGGUCUUCAUCGAUCUCAUCGAGCACCUUCUGGCGGAGCUCGGGAGGAACGACAACAUGUCGACGACCAGAACGUACAUCCAGUGCACGGCCGCCAUCAGCAGACAGGCCGGACACCGGAUCGGGGAGUAUCUGGAGAAGAUCAUUCCUCUGGUAGUGAAGUUUUGCAACGUUGACGAUGAUGAGCUCAGAGAGUACUGCAUCCAGGCCUUUGAGUCCUUUGUUAGGAGGUGUCCUAAAGAAGUUUAUCCCCACGUUCCCACGGUCAUCUCGAUCUGCCUGCGCUACCUGACCUACGACCCCAACUACAACUUUGACGAUGAAGACGAGGACGACAACGCCAUGGACGCUGAGCAGAACGAUGAAGACUACCAAGGCAGCGAUGACGAGUACAGCGAUGACGACGACAUGAGCUGGAAGGUUCGACGGGCGGCCGCCAAGUGUUUGGACGCCGUUGUUUCAACUCGUCACGAGAUGCUGCCGGAGUUUUAUCGCUCCGUGUCUCCUGCACUCGUCUGUCGCUUCAAGGAGAGGGAGGAGAACGUGAAGGCGGAUGUUUUCCAUGCCUACCUGUCGCUGCUUAAACAGACCAGGCCGGCUCAGAGCUGGUUGGCCGAUCCGGACGCCAUGGAGCAGGGAGACACGCCGUUAACGAUGCUGCAGAGCCAGGUCCCCAUGAUCGUGAAAGCUCUUCACAAGCAGCUGAAGGAGAAAAGUGUCAAAACCCGUCAGUGUUGUUUUAACAUGUUGACUGAACUGGUGAACGUCCUCCCGGGAGCCCUGACUGCCCACAUCCCAGUACUAAUACCAGGUAUCAUCUUCUCUCUGAACGAUAAGUCGAGCAGCUCCAACCUAAAGAUCGACGCCUUGUCCUGCCUCCACGUCAUCAUGGUCACGCACCCCGCCCACGCCUUCCACGCCCACGUCCCCUCCCUGGUCCCGCCCGUGGUGGCGUGCGUGGGAGACCCCUUUUACAAGAUCACCUCCGAGGCUCUGCUCGUCACCCAGCAGCUCGUCAAGGUGAUCCGACCUCUGGACAGCCAACCGGAGGCCGCCGACAGCUUCGACCCCUCCCCUUACAUCAACGACCUGUUCACCUGCACGAUCAAACGCCUGAAAGCCGCCGACAUCGACCAGGAAGUGAAAGAACGAGCCAUCUCCUGCAUGGGGCAGAUCAUCUGUAACCUCGGUGAUCGUCUGCCGGCCGAACUUCCCGGAACGCUGUUGAUCUUCUUGGAGCGCCUCAAGAACGAGAUCACCCGACUGACGACGGUGAAAGCUCUGACGCUGAUCGCCGGCUCGCCGCUGAAGAUCGACCUGAGGCCGGUUCUCCCCGACGCCGUUCCCAUCCUCGCCUCCUUCCUCCGCAAGAACCAGAGAGCCCUGAAGCUCUGCACGCUGGCCGCCCUGGACAUCCUUCUCAGAAACUACAGCUCGGCGGUGACCCCCGUCAUGGUGGACGCCGUUCUGGCCGAGCUGCCGCCGCUCAUCUCGGAGAGCGACAUGCACGUGUCUCAGAUGGCGCUGAGCUUCCUGUCCACGCUGGCGGUGACUCACCCGUCCUCGCUGGGCCAGCUGAGCGGAGGCAACAUCCUCCAGCAGCUCAUCGCGCUGGUUCGAUCCCCGCUGCUGCAGGGCGGAGCGCUCGCCGCCAUGCUCGACUUCUACCAGGCUCUUGUGGCCACAGAGACGUCCGGUCUGGGCUACAUGGACCUGCUGAGGAUGCUGACCGGGCCGGUUUACUCCCAGAGUGCCGCUCUUCCCCACAAACAGGCCUACUGCUCCAUCGCCAAGUGUGUGGCGGCUCUGACCAGAGCCUGCCCCGACGAGGGGCCCGCGGUGGUCGGGCAGUUCAUCCAGGACGUGAAGAACAGCCGCUCCACAGACUCCAUCCGACUGCUCGCUCUGCUCUCAUUGGGCGAGGUGGGACACCAUGUGGACCUGAGCAGCCAACCGGAGCUCAAGACGGUCAUCCUGGACGCCUUCUCGUCCUCCAGUGAAGAGGUGAAGUCGGCGGCCUCCUACGCGUUGGGCAGCAUCGCGGUGGGGAACCUUCCAGAGUAUCUGCCCUUUGUCCUGCAGGAGAUCUCCUCCUCUAAGAGACAGUACCUGCUGCUGCACUCGCUCAAAGAGAUCAUCAGUUCGGCAUCGGUCUCCGGUCUGAAGCCGUAUGUGGAGUCGGUUUGGACUCUGCUGCUCAAACACUGCGAGUGUCAGGAGGAAGGAACCAGGAACGUGGUGGCCGAGUGUCUCGGCAAACUGACGCUGAUCGACCCCGAAACCCUGCUGCCCCGCCUCAAAGGGUACCUGCUGUCAGGUUCGUCGUACGCCAGGAGCUCCGUGGUAACGGCGGUGAAGUUCACCAUCUCUGAUCAACCACAGCCCAUCGACCCGCUGCUGAAGAACUGCAUAGGUGACUUCCUGAAGACGCUGGAGGACCCGGACCUGAACGUGCGCCGCGUUGCCUUGGUAACGUUCAACUCCGCCGCCCACAACAAGCCCAGUCUGAUCCGAGAGCUGCUGGACUCGGUUCUACCGCAACUGUACAACGAGACCAAAGUCCGGAAGGAGCUGAUCCGAGAGGUGGAGAUGGGUCCCUUCAAGCACACGGUGGAUGACGGUCUGGACUUGAGGAAGGCUGCGUUCGAGUGCAUGUACACUCUGCUGGACAGCUGCCUGGACCGGCUGGACAUCUUCGUCUUCCUGAACCACGUAGAGGACGGACUGAAGGACCACUACGACAUCAAGAUGCUGACGUUCCUGAUGUUGGCCAGACUGUCGUCUCUGUGUCCCAGUGCUGUCCUCCAGAGACUGGACAGACUGGUGGAGCCGCUGAGAGCCACCUGCACCACCAAGGUGAAGGCCAACUCCGUGAAGCAGGAGUUCGAGAAGCAGGACGAGCUGAAGCGGUCGGCGAUGCGCGCCGUCGUGGCGCUGCUGACGAUCCCCGAGGCCGAGAAGUCGCCGCUGAUGUCGGAGUUCCAGUCGCAGAUCUCGUCCAAUCAGGAGCUGGCGGCCAUCUUUGACUCCAUCCAGAGGGACUCCAGCUCCGCCAACAUGGAGUCCAUGGACACCAGCUAAGAGAGAGACGGACAAACACAUUGCCCAUGAUGCAACACAGCACCAACCUCCCCCAAAAAACCCAAACUCCCAACCCCCCCCCCUCUGCUGCUGGAGCGCUAACCCUGCAGCAUGUUUCCAUGACAACAGGACACACACACACCACACACACACGCACACACACAUGUAGUGACACACCCUCUCCUAGCGAUCGAUCGUUCCAUGAUGCAUUGCACUGAAAUCAGCUGUUGGAGAAAGAAAGUACGAAACUCACACGGACAAAAUCAGAGAACAAAAACAACAACAAACAACAAAAUCCAGAAAAAUAAGUUCCAUAUGGGGCUUGGAAGCUCCUCCCACUUCCUGUUUGUUUUUACUCGUGAGGCCGUCUGAUUGGCAGAUCUCCGUAUUCAUCAUCAUUGUUCUUUUUUUUCUUCUUUUUCUUAUUCCAGAAAGUUCCACGAGUACUGUUCUGUGACCUGAUUGGCCGCUGCUGAGUGACUGACAGUUGGCGUGUUAUCAAAACUGACCAAUGGGAAAUCGGCCUUUUAUUGCCUGAGGCUGUGGUGACCAAUGGGAGAAAGGCUCGCUCUGUUUAGUUUUUUUGCGAGAUGUAGGCAACCAAUAGGAUGCUUAAGAUGGGUAGGGGGGGGGAAUGAGAUGAAGGGGGGUGGGGUUUUACCAUUUGUGGACCAAUCAGCUUUCUUUGUGUCCCCUGAUUCAAUAGCCCCGCCCUCGCUCCCGUCACUCCCCUGAAGGGAAGAGGGGAGAAAUUAUUGGACCAGGUCCAACCGGGUCGGACCUAACCAGAUCAGACCGGAUCAAUGGUGUGUGUGUGUGUGUGCGCGUGUGUGCGUGUGUGCGUGUGUGUGUGUGUGUGUGUGUGUAACACAAAAGUAUACUGUACACUGUACUCUGAUCACUCUGUUCAGUCCGGUCCCUGCGGUCCUAGUCUGGUUUUGAUCCGGUGAAACCGGGUCCAGUCUGGUGUGAUCCGGUCCGGUUCUUUCGGGACGAUCCACUGUUGUUUAUCGCCCAAAAAAAAUUAAAAAAAAGGUCCAUUUCUGCCUGCCUUCAUAUUC
This is a messenger RNA of Cyclopterus lumpus (lumpfish), 5013 nucleotides long. It is a transcript of the gene cand1, whose product is annotated as cullin-associated and neddylation-dissociated 1. Gene Ontology annotation, biological process: protein ubiquitination; SCF complex assembly. The record is from RefSeq and is a predicted model, not a curated record. Gene Ontology annotation, cellular component: nucleus. The coding region runs from base 248 to 3952 and encodes 1234 amino acids. NCBI's taxonomy places the organism in Eukaryota, Metazoa, Chordata, Actinopteri, Perciformes, Cyclopteridae. The transcript has 26 exons.